Messenger RNA from Selaginella moellendorffii, 663 nucleotides. Its product is annotated as putative germin-like protein 9-2. Gene Ontology annotation, cellular component: cell wall. Lineage: Eukaryota; Viridiplantae; Streptophyta; Lycopodiopsida; Selaginellales; Selaginellaceae. The record is from RefSeq and is a predicted model, not a curated record. The transcript has a single exon. Gene Ontology annotation, molecular function: manganese ion binding. The coding region runs from base 1 to 591 and encodes 196 amino acids.
AUGGCCUACUUGCUAGUGUGCUCUUUGUUUCUCGCGGUAGGAGUUUUUGCCGCAGACCCGGAGCUUGUCUCGGAUUAUGCUGCUGAUCCCACCGCCACCAACGCGAGCUUCUUCACUUUCACUGCCUUUCACGGCGAUGUCACAGCUGCACCAGGAACUUUCAUGGUGAGGAAGGCAUCGCUUGUGGAAUUCCCAGGUCUUACUGGUCUGGGCGUCUCCAUGGCCCAGCUCUUCUUCCAGCCAAGCUCGGUCAAUCCCCCACACAUCCAUCCCCGGGCCUCGGAGCUCCUCUACGUUUUAGAGGGCUCCCUCGCCGUUGGCCUGGUGGACACCACCAACAAGCUAUUCGUCCAGAAGCUUGGGACGGGCGAUGCGUUCGUGUUUCCGAAGGGUCUCGUCCACUUCCAAUUCAACGAAGGACAGUACGCAGCCAAGGCCAUCUCAGCCUUCGGGAGCUCCAAUGCCGGCACUGUUUCCAUCCCCGCCACCAUCUUUGGGUCUGGAAUCGACGAUCAAGUUCUAAGCAAGGCCUUCAAAGUGGGCAUAGACACCAUCCAGACGCUCAAAGCGGCUUUUGCAGUGAAAUCCUGAAAUUGAUAUGCCUUAAUUGGCAUCUUUUUGUGUUUGUGGAGCUUUUGCUUUCCUCCAUAAAUUAAAACUAAA